GCCUGUACAAAUUCAAUCUGUGUAAUCUAAAAUGGCAUACUCAACCACCAAGCUUCUUAGCUUAGUCCUCUUCCUUGCCCUGAUUUCUCAAGGCUACAGCGAUUGUUCCUUGAAAGACAUUCAUGUAAGCCAGUUUCUACCUGGAGCUAAAGUGGAGGGAAAGCCAGAGUGGCAAGUAAAUGUCAGCAGCAUGUGUUCAUGUGCUCAAUCAUUGACAUUGAAUUGCACUGGAUUUCAAUCUGUAAUACCCAUUAACCCUUCAGUUUUGAAAGUAUCGACCACCUCUGGUACUUGUUUGGUUAAUGCUGGUCGACGUAUCUCUGCAACUGUUGUCAAAUUCAAUUAUGCUUGGGACCAACCAUUUCAAUUGAAUCCAAUUCAUGUAGAACCCUGUUCUUAAAUAUACAACCAAACUUUUUCUUUAAUAAAAAUCUUUAUAUAUGUCAUUUCUUGUGGCUUGCUUCACCAGCAUUGUAAUUCCUCAAUACAAC
Molecule: messenger RNA, 491 nt
Organism: Cajanus cajan (pigeon pea)
Lineage: Eukaryota; Viridiplantae; Streptophyta; Magnoliopsida; Fabales; Fabaceae
Biological process (GO): cell fate determination
Source: RefSeq, a predicted model, not a curated record